CCGUGGGUGGCUGACUGUCUGACUGCCUCCGCCUCCCUUCGUCCCUGGCGCGCUCUCCCGCGGCUGCGCCGCCUCGGCCGCCAGGGAGACAAAGCGCCGACGCCGUCCCCGUAGCCGAUACCGAGCGGGUCCCGGGCCAUGGCCAGGCCGCCCGGCGGUCCUGCGCCUCCCGUCCCGUCGCCGCCACCGCCGCCCUAGGCCUCGCCGCGAGGUAAGGCCCGGCCUGGAGGUAUUUCGGCACCAACUAUAUGCCAGACGCUGGAAUUCAGAUAAAACCCCCCUGCUGUCCUAGAGCAGGCAAAAAUGACCCAGAUGUGGAAAUAGAGGCGCAGAGAGGCCUACAGCUUGCCUGAGAUCACCCAGCCUGGACACUGCAGAACUGACAUUUGAACCCAGAGAACAGCACGCCGAGAGCAGAUUGGGCAGAGGGCAGGGAGGCCCCCGCCUCGCCGCCGCCAUGAAGCUGAAUGAGCGCAGCCUGGCCUUCUACGCCACCUGCGAUGCGCCGGUGGACAACGCCGGCUUCCUGUACAAGAAGGGCGGCCGGCACGCGGCCUACCACCGGCGCUGGUUCGUGCUGCGCGGCAACAUGCUCUUCUACUUCGAGGACCCGGCCAGCCGGGAGCCCGUGGGCGUCAUCAUCCUGGAGGGCUGCACCGUGGAGCUGGUGGAGGCCGCGGAGGAGUUCGCCUUCGCCGUGCGCUUUGCGGGGGCCCGUGCCCGAACCUACGUGCUGGCCGCGGAGAGCCAGGCCGCCAUGGAGGGCUGGGUGAAAGCACUGUCGCGGGCCAGCUUCGACUACCUGCGACUGGUGGUGCGCGAGCUGGAGCAGCAGCUGGCCGCCAUGCGGGCAGGGGGCGGCCCACCCCCGCCACCCCGGCCGCGCGCCCUCCCCUCCAAGGAGAACGGCUGUGCCGUCUGGAGCACCGAGGCCCCCGCCGCCCCCACAGGCACCUCAGCCCGUGCACGGCCUGGUCCCGAGCCCCCGCCACUGCCACCCCGCCGGCGGGCCUCGGUGCCCAGCGGGCCUCUGGACUCGGCCUCCUUUGCCCAGCUGCACGAGUGGUACGGACAGGAGGUCAGGGCCCUGAGGAGUCAGUGGCUCAGGAACCGGGCCCAGCCCUGAAGUGCUGGUGAGGAACCGUCCUGACGGGAAGUGGUCAAAGUCAAAGCCAGCCCUGAGGUCACCAGGGGUCCUGGUUCUGGUGGGACUCGAGUCCCAGGCUCUGCUCGGACAGGCCCAGCCCUGAGAGACUGAGGGACCUGGUCCCGAGGGAAAUCAUACUCAAGGCUUGAGGGAAAUUGAGGUCCCUGUGUGGCCCCCUUUCAGGGGACUCAAGCUCUGAGAAGGACUUGUGUGAUUCAGAGGAGGCCAUUGCCUGAUUCUAAGGAGAAUCCUGGGCCUGGCUGAGCCUCAAGAAGCCCGAGAGGGCUGCUUUCAAAGGAACGCGAGCUCCAGUCCCAGUGCAAGUCACCCAGCAAAGGCCCGUUGCUGGCAACAGGUCCUGGCGGCUGUGACUGGGACCUGACGAGGAUCUGCGGCCUGAAGGCAACUGCCUCGUCAGCCCCGCUCCUGGUCUCAGCACGGACAGAGAGACAGCUCGGCUGUGCCACGCCAUGCCUGGGUCUGACCUCCAUUUGCUCCAGGGCCUUCCAGAGUAGCUGGCUUGGCUCCACGCUGCCUGCCUGGCUCCCGAAGCAGCAGGUGAAGAGGUGGGCAGGUUCUAAUGCGUAACCGGUAUGGUGAGAUUGCCUGGUCCCGAGGGCUCCCACCCUGGAGUGGGGCCCAGGUAAGACUUUGCCCUGGGCCGCAGCCAGGCCUUGAGGUGGUACUCCUGGCGCAGUAGUUGCCCUCUGGCCUCGGGCCGUGUCCGUGUUCCUAUGGUGGCUCUCACAUGCUCUCCUGACAGUCCUUCACCACAUCCUUCACUCUCCUUCCCCCAGAGCCAGCUCUUCUGCUCCCAGACUGGGGUGGGGCCUCUCGGGAGCUCACCUGACCUGGUCCAGUCUGGCUGGGCAGCUGUGGCCUGAGCUGACUUUCCGGUAGGUUCCACUAGGGAGGGGUGGCCAUGAGCUGACUCACCAUCCAGAAAGGACCCCGGUGCUGAUCCAGUAGGGGCAGAGAAGCAGUUAUAAAGCUGUGUUUGGCUUCUGGAAUCCCCUCCCUCCAUCACAGCCCAGCCCCCCCCCCCCCCAUCUUCCAGUGGGGAGGCUGACUGCUGUUUCAUUCUCACCACAGAGGUGGUUCUUCAAGGGAGAAUCUCAUGGGAGCUGGGACACUCCUGGUCUUCAAUCUGGGUCAUGUUUACAGUCCUCAGUGCCCUACACUGGGGAGCACCCUGAGGAUGCCUCCUCCCAACAUUUAUUCCCCAGAGGGUCCCUCUUGGUGACAGACCGAUUUGGCCCCAAGGCCCCUUCCUGCUGUCUUUAGAGACCCUGGGGCUGGGGGAAGAUUGGGGGCUGUCUGUAUGUCUGCAAUCACCAGCUCACUGCUGGCUCAGUUGACUGGGCUUCCGUUUUAAUUUAAUUUUUAAUACUUAGGUGGUUUUUUUCCUAGCAACAAAGCUUGGUGUUUUCUCUCCUUGUUUCUUGUGGCUGGUGGUAAGGGACGGGGUACCUGGCUCUCGGCUUGGCUGGGGGGGGGGGCGGUGGGCGGUGAGACAGGACAGUUGGCACUGCCCCCAGGGAGAGGGCCAGGAACCUUGGCUGGAGACAAGGCCACCUCAAGAAUCUCACCUGGUUCUUUGCCUUUUCCCAGCAUGCCCUGCUCUGCGGCAGGGUCCUCUGGGGUUUUGGUACGCUUCCUAUUCUCCUCUUUCCCCAAAUCCUGAGCAAUGGGGGUGGGGAUGGUGGCUCCUGUCCUUAGGUUCUGGGUCUCCAGAGGUGUUAGGAGCUGCCCAGAGCCCAUGUCCUGGCCAGACCCAGCUGGUGGAGUGAGGUGUUGACCUCAGUCCUGGUGCAGGUUUACAAGCUACAAAGGUACAAUGCCCUGGUCUCCCUGGGGGGGCUGGUGGGAAUUGUGCCCCCCCACUCCCCAUCUCCCAAAGCACAAGAUGGGGUCAGGCUGCCUCCAGAGUUGGGUGCGGGAAGAGUUAUCAGGCAGCCUGGGAGGGGGGUGUAAAGGCGAAAAUAAAAAAACCAAAAGUUUGUCAAGUA
Molecule: messenger RNA, 3156 nt
Organism: Hipposideros armiger (great roundleaf bat)
Lineage: Eukaryota; Metazoa; Chordata; Mammalia; Chiroptera; Hipposideridae
Gene: PHETA1
Product: PH domain containing endocytic trafficking adaptor 1
Exons: 4
Coding region: 458-1126 (222 amino acids)
Biological process (GO): retrograde transport, endosome to Golgi; endosome organization; receptor recycling
Cellular component (GO): trans-Golgi network; early endosome; recycling endosome
Source: RefSeq, a predicted model, not a curated record